Molecule: messenger RNA, 1929 nt
Organism: Colius striatus (speckled mousebird)
Lineage: Eukaryota; Metazoa; Chordata; Aves; Coliiformes; Coliidae
Gene: SMIM15
Product: small integral membrane protein 15
Exons: 2
Coding region: 280-504 (74 amino acids)
Source: RefSeq, a predicted model, not a curated record
CCGGCGCACCGCAGGGCCGUGGUAGGGGAGCGAGGGAAGGCGGGGCGGGACGGCGCAGCCCUGUCGCCAUCCUCCGGCCGCGCCGCGCCGCCUGGGCCGGGCGGUGGCCAGUGCUACCGGGGCCGAACCGCGCAGCGCCCCUCGCCUCUUCCUCACGGGCUGUGUUGUUCUCUCCGCAGGGAGCUCGGCGCUACCCUUCGUUGCGCGGCAGCCCCGCGGGGGGGCCCGAGGCGGCGCUGGGCCGCCUCCGCAGGGUUUUCCCAAUAAAAAAAGAGAAAAAUGAUUGAUAUUAAGGCUUGGGCUGAAUACAUCGUGGAGUGGGCUGCAAAGGACCCAUACGGCUUUCUUACUACAGUGAUCUUGGCCCUUACACCAUUGUUUGUAAUUAGUGCAGCGCUUUCAUGGAAGCUUGCAAAAAUGAUUGAGGCCAGGGAGCGAGAGCAAAAGAAGAAACAGAAACGCCAAGAGAAUAUUGCAAAAGCCAAACGAACAAAGAAGGAUUAAAUGGGGAAAAAAAACCUUUGUGCAAAGAAUCCACUUUUUAAUUGAAACACUUGUACACUUUGUGUUGUAACUGUCCUUUGAUACUUGAUCCUGUUCUUGAAGUAUGACAUUUAAUCCCUUCAAUGUAUUUUUUUCUGGUGAGAUGAUUUGUGUUAAAGUUUGCCUGUGACACUUGUUAGAGUCAUUUAAUCUAUUACAUGUGUUCUAGUGUGAGCUGCUUUUCUAAAUCUGUAUGUUAAAUGAAAAAAUUAUUCUGCUGGGUGGCACUGGAGGUAGAUUUUCCUUCCCCUUAGCUAAACUAUGACUUGGUUGGACUUCAUCUUAAGAUCUUUUCCAACCAAAAUGAUUCUGUGACUUAACAAGUGUCUUAAAACUGUCAAAAUAUGGGGAAAAUGUGAAUGGUAAACUGGAUUACAGAAAGGCAAGCAUUUGCGUACCUUCAUCAGAGCUGCAGGAGUUGAUUGUUUCCUUUAAGGACCCUGUGAUGUCCCUGCAAUUCAUUCAGCUGUGUGCCCACAGGGUCUGCUGCAGUGUCUUCAAUGAUGGGGCUUCUCUGCAAAAAGUGCUUUGGCUGCUUCUUAAACUACCAGCCAUGAAUAGUCUUUAAAUUCAGCCCAAACUCUAGGGAACUGAUUGCUUGCUCACUCUUAACCCACUCAUACACCACUGCGUUGUUUGGUUUUCCCUGAUGGCCUGAACACUUCACCUGUAACUAAUUUAUGUCACAAACUUUUUAUGCCUCUAAGAAGAGCUGUGAAUGGGGCAAGACCGAUGGCCCAGGCAGCUCAGUCUUCUGUGUCCUGGUGACCUGGAGGUGGCCGUGGGAGAGAACAGGAGGGGCAUGUGCAUGCUGGUGACAGUAGUUCCUCCUUGCUACCUUCCUUGCUACCUUUGGAGUUUAGGUUGGAUCUUUGUUGUUGAUGCCCUUGAAACUGGUAUCUUGCAGGCUGCAGAAUGCUGGCAUACUGGAAAAAGUCCCAAGGGGAGUUUGUGUUGUAAAUAUGCCAAAAUUAUUCAACCUUAAUUCAAAUUCAUGUUUUUCUAACAGAAGUGAUUACUUUUUCAAAACCUAGGUCUAAAGAGCUUGUGGCAGUAAUUCCAUUUUUAGACAGCAUAUUUCUAAAUGCAGCAAAGUUCUGUUUUCUAGCAAGUAGUCCUUCAUUAUGUUUAAAAAUAAAAUAGCAUUGUUCAAAGGAAGAGACCUAUGCAUUGUUGAUUCCCUUUCAAUUUUAAGUCAAAGCAAGUGUUGCUAAAAUAUGACGUCAGCAUUUUAUAAGUACAUAGGAUGAAGUUUCCACAUUUUAUAUCCAGUAUUGUCAAAUGUGUAUGUGUCCCACUUUUUGAUACCUACAUAGCUUAACACACUUCGAGGAGAACUGAUGAAGGAUGCUCUGCAAAAAUAAAUUUGAUACUUUUUUUCAAAAA